GCUCAGGUGUUUAUCUCCUCACAGUUUAACAACAGGAAAACAUCCCAAAACCAGCAGGAGAACUGGACCUGAACUUAGACGGAGAUGCUGACUGGCUGAGAGCUACUGCCGUUGUGUUUCUUUUCUUUUUUGGACUUUAAUGGACGGACAGAGAGAAAGGACGCUACAGUGAUCACCAACAGCUACAGUUGAGAUGGGCUGUCUGGGGGGGAAGACGGAGGAAGAACGACUGGACGAAAAAGCAAAGAGAGAAGCAAACAAGAAGAUCGAGAGACAGCUGCAGAAAGAAAGACAGGCUUAUAAAGCUACACACAGACUGUUACUGCUGGGUGCAGGUGAGUCAGGUAAAAGUACUAUCGUGAAGCAGAUGAGGAUUCUUCACGUUGACGGUUUCAACGCUGAAGAGAAACAGCAGAAGAUUCAGGACAUCAGGAAGAACGUGAAGGAUGCCAUUGUGACCAUUGUGUCAGCCAUGAGUAUGCUGACUCCGCCCAUGCCUCUGGGUAACCCUGGCAACCAGUUCAGAGUCGACUACAUCAAGAGCAUUGCACCGCUGUCCGACUUUGAAUACACAGAGGAGUUCUUUGAGCAUGCUCAGAAGUUGUGGGAGGAUGACGGCGUGAAGGCAUGUUUCGAACGCUCCAACGAAUAUCAGCUGAUCGACUGCGCUAAGUACUUCCUGGACCGGUUGGAUUCAGUCCGGAGAACAGACUACACACCUACUGACCAGGAUCUGCUGCGCUGCAGAGUGCUGACCUCAGGCAUCUUUGAGACCAGGUUUCAGGUGGACAAGGUCAACUUCCAUAUGUUUGAUGUUGGAGGACAGAGAGAUGAACGCAGGAAGUGGAUUCAGUGCUUCAACGAUGUGACAGCCAUCAUCUUUGUGGCAGCAAGUAGCAGCUACAACAUGGUGAUCAGAGAGGACAACUCAACCAAUCGGCUGCGAGAAUCUCUGGACCUCUUUAGAUCCAUCUGGACCAACAGAUUUCUGAAGACCAUCUCAGUGAUCUUGUUCCUGAACAAACAGGAUGUGCUCGCUGACAAAAUUCUGGCUGGAAAAUCCAAACUGGAGGAUUAUUUCCCUGAAUACACCAACUACCAAGUACCUGCUGAAGCUGUUCCAGAUGCUGAUGAAGACCCCAGAGUGACCCGAGCCAAGUUCUUCAUUAGAGACGAGUUUUUGAGGAUCAGCACGGCGAGUGGUGAUGGGAAACAUUACUGUUAUCCUCACUUCACCUGUGCCGUUGACACCGAAAACAUUCGCCGUGUCUUCAACGACUGUCGUGACAUCAUCCAGCGGAUGCACUUGCGGCAGUACGAGCUGCUCUGAUUUGCUGCUGGAUGCUCACCUGGUCCCGCCCCACAUGGACUGACAUGUGACCUAAAGAUGCUAACCUAGAAGCUAAUCUGAUAUCUAAUCGAUACUGAUAGAUCCUGAUAUAUUUACACUCUUUAUGAUCAGUUAUAUCACAUUUAUCACUUCAUCUUCUCAGUUUAUUGAUUAUAACUUAAUGAUUACUAAUUUUUAAUUAUUGAUUAUUACAUUAUGAUUACUGAUUUUAAUUAUUGAUUAUUACUUAAUUAUUACUGAUUUUUCAUUAUUGAUUAUUACAUAAUGAUUAUGACAUAACGGGAGAAUCUGUCUGUUGUUGCCAUGGCAACAGUCUGCAUGUCAUAUGGGGGGUUAAAGGUUUGCUCAGACUUUUAACUAUUGAAUAUAUUUUAUAUUUUUUCAUGUCUCUGAACUUGAACUACAUAUUUAUUACAAUCUUUCU
This is a messenger RNA of Larimichthys crocea (large yellow croaker), 1775 nucleotides long. RefSeq names its product guanine nucleotide-binding protein G(olf) subunit alpha. Gene Ontology annotation, cellular component: cytoplasm; heterotrimeric G-protein complex. Gene Ontology annotation, molecular function: GTP binding; GTPase activity; G protein-coupled receptor binding. NCBI's taxonomy places the organism in Eukaryota, Metazoa, Chordata, Actinopteri, Sciaenidae. The transcript has 13 exons. The record is from RefSeq and is a predicted model, not a curated record. Gene Ontology annotation, biological process: adenylate cyclase-activating dopamine receptor signaling pathway; sensory perception of chemical stimulus. The coding region runs from base 194 to 1330 and encodes 378 amino acids.